Messenger RNA from Dendrobium catenatum, 2238 nucleotides. RefSeq lists its product as uncharacterized. Lineage: Eukaryota; Viridiplantae; Streptophyta; Magnoliopsida; Asparagales; Orchidaceae. The record is from RefSeq and is a predicted model, not a curated record. Gene Ontology annotation, molecular function: DNA binding. The transcript has 5 exons. The coding region runs from base 1 to 2061 and encodes 686 amino acids.
AUGGAGGUCAGAAAGACUGUAAUCGGAAGGAGACCAGGGUCAGAAAGAUCGUUAUCGGUAGGAGAUCAGGGUCAGAAAGAUCGUUGUCUAGUGAUAGAGGUCGAUAAUAUUAUGGGAGAACUCUGGGCAUCUAGUGGUGGCCUGAUGGAGCUCAAGGCCUCAAGUAGUGGUCUGGCAGAAGUUCGGGCCUCGGGUGAUUCUGGUGGAGCACAGAGCCUCAAGUGGUUUUCCGGCAGAAGUAUGGGCAUCAGGUGGUGGUCCGGUGGAAGUGCGGGUCUAAGGUGGUGGCCUGAAUUCCAGGCCUCAGGUGGUGGUCCGGCAGAAGUACAGGCCUCAGAUGAUGGUUCAGCAAAAAUCCAUGCAUUAGAUGGUGGCCUGGUUUCUGUUAACAAGUUAUUGGCAUCAGGAACAUGGGAGGAGGAUAAGUAUCGCAGUGAUGGAGGGAAGGCUUGGUUGUCAAGGAUGGUCAAAAAUAAGGAUAAGGCUGCAUCAGGUCAUAGAAAAGAUCCAGCAUGGAAAUAUAGCACUCAGGUGGAUGUAGGAGGAAGUGAUAAAACAUAUGUCUAUCUGAAAUGCAAUUACUGUGAUAAAGUUGUGAAAGGUGGUGUGACUAGGAUGAAGGAACACCUUUCAGGCUCUCACAAGAAUGUUGCUCCAUGCUCCAAAGUUCCUGAUGCUGUAAGGGAAGAGAUAAAGUCAUACAUGAAUAAGUCUAUCACAUCAAAACAUCUUGCACAGAAGCAAUUUGAGGAUAGAGUUGAUGCUGGAUCUUACUACGGGAGUGAGCGCAGCGCCUUCUACUACACAGAAGAUGGCCCCAGAAAAUGCAAGAGAGGCGCGGAGAGAGUGUGUAAGGAUAUAGGCAGAUUCUUCUACGAAAAUGCAAUUUCAUUUAAUGUUGCAACAUCACCUGCUUAUUACAACAUGAUUCGUUCAGUUGGAGCAUUUGGGAGAGGGUUCAAACCUCCAACCAUGUAUGAUUUAAGAACAUGGAUUUUGAAGGAGUUGGAAAGCACUGAUAAAAGCAUUGAAGAAAUUAAGAAGACUUGGGCCCAAACAGGAGUAACAAUUAUGUCAGAUGGGUGGUCUGAUAUCAAACAUAGAAGUCUGAUCAACAUCCUCAUUAAUAAUCCUUAUGGUACUGUGUUUUUAAGGUCAAUUGAAGCAUCUGACCAGGUCAAAGAUGCUGAGUUCAUAUUUAGAUUAUUAGAUAGCAUUGUUGAAGAGAUUGGAGAACAUUUGGUUGUACAAAUUGUGACAGAUAAUGCAAGUUCUUAUAAGGCUGCAGGUAAUAAACUUAUGGAGAAGAGGAAACAUUUGUAUUGGACUCCAUGUGCUGCACAUUGCAUAGAUCUGAUUCUUGAGAAGCUUGGGGAUCUACCUCAACAUAAAAAUGCACUCACUAAAGCCAAAAAAAUAACCAAGUUUAUUUACAACCACUCUUGGAUUCUAGCUCUUAUGAGAAAGUUUUCGAAGAAAGAAAUUCUAAGGCCAGCCGCAACAAGAUUUGCCACCGCAUACUUGACCUUAGAGAGCAUGCUGGAUGCCAGACAACCUUUAGAGGCUAUGUUCACAUCUACACAGUGGUUGAGUUGUGCUUGGGCGAAGAAGGCUGAGGGAAAAGAGAUUAGAAAGAUUGUUUUAAAUGACAGAUUUUGGCAAAGUGUCUUAUAUGCCAUUACAACCACUAGACCUUUGGUUCAUGUUUUAAGGAUGGUGGAUGCUGAGAAGAAGCCUGCAAUGGGUUUCAUCUACAAUGCUAUGGAUGAAGCCAAAGAGAUGAUUGCCUCCAACUUAGGAGGCAGUGAGGGAAGCUUUAGGGAAAUUUGGAAUAUUAUUGAUGAUAGGUGGGAACUACAGCUUCACCGACACUUGCAUGCCGCUGGCUACUACCUAAACCCUCAGUAUCAAUAUGCAGAGAACAAGUCUACAAACCCUGAAAUAAAGUUGGGAUUAUAUCAUUGCAUGGAUCGUCUAAUAAGUGAUGCAACUGAAAGAUCAAAUGCUGACUUGCAAUUGGUACCUUUUAGGAACAAAGAAGGUUUUUUUGGAUUACAAUAAGCAAAAGAUACAAUUGCCAAACGAUCUCCAGUUGAGUGGUGGAUUCAAUUUGGUGAUGAGACUCCAGAAUUACAGCGUUUUGCUGUGAAAGUUUUGGGCUUGACAUGCUCUUCAUCUGGCUGUGAAAGGAAUUGGAGUACCUACAACCAAGUGCAUACAAAGAGGAGAAAUCGCUUG